GUCGAACAACAAAUGUAUUCACGAGAAAAGAUUUGAAGCAGCUGUUAAAGUGAUGAGAAGUCUACCUGAAGAUGGAACACAUGUUGUGCUGUGCUGAUGAGAGAGGACAGGGUGGAAUGGCGCAAAUGUCCAUUCUUUACAACUGUGGUCCCUUCGUACCAUCCGAAGACAUGAUGAUAAGGUUUUACAGCUACUACGAACAAGCCACGGUUGGGCCGUGCAACACCAGAAAACCCACUGGCUGGAACUCCUCUGCUAAAGCAAAAUGGGAGGGGUGGAAAGCUUUAGGCGACAUGUCGAAGGCCCAAGCCAUGAAGGAGUACGUUCAGGAAAUUAAGCUGAUCUUGGAGAUCCUGCCCGUGACAGAGGAGGUCGCCGGCCUGCUGGAUGUGCUUGAACCUUUUUACGAACUGGUUGAAGAUGAGACCGAGGGCGAGGAUGAGACCAUCACCAGUAGAUCUGAGAUAUCAGACAGCAGUGACGAAGGAACGGAAGAUGAUGCACCGGAGGAAGUAAAGAAUGAGGAGAACGGAAGCUCUGGUGAAGGUGUAGAAGAUGAUCUGGAGUUGGAGAACCUUGCUGAUGAUGGGGGUGAUGACAAUGGGCAGAAGUUGCAGUCUGACGACUCCAACAGCGAGUUAUUGUACAGUGGCUCAGUGGAACAGUCUUCAGAUGAAGAGGGUUCAGAUGCAGCCGAGGCCCGUUUGGCACAACCAGCAGCGACUAGAGCCAGAAAUCAGGAGGGGCCGAGGCAAAACACAGAGGAUCAGUGUGUGACUCUAGAUGGGUACCCACGGGGAGCAGGACCAACCCCACUUGUUUUGGAGAUGCAUGAACCGGUCCAGUUUGACAGGGGCUCAGUUAGAAGAGGAAGAGGAUGCAGGCUAACAGGGAACGCUGUGCCACCCUGCAGUGGUACCGUAACAUCAGUAAAUGUUCGUUCUGAGUUUACAAAGACGUACAUGGACAUACAGAUCACCGAGCUGUUGGCACGUCUACAGAAUGACAUGCAGAGCAUCUUAGAGAGGCUGAACAGUCUGGAAAAUCAGAAACGGUCACACGUUCAAACAUCUGCACCUCAGCGUGAUCCUCAGCGUGUUUCAGCCAGAAAGCAGAUUUACCGGCACCAGUUGGACGUGUCACCAAUCUCACUGGCAUUUAUGCUCGUCUGGCCUUUUGCUGUGCAUUGGCUGGUGCAACUUUAUCUACAGAGAAAAAGAAGUGGAAGAUAAGGAAAAGAGGAGGACACUGAACAUGGUUAAAGACCUCAGGAGUGAAUUCUACUCAACUGGCUUUAACAUUUUUACAUUUUUGUUCACGCUAAACUGGCAAAACCUGUCACAUAGAACUGUUUAUGAAUGUAACAGACAUACAUUUAAUUUACAUCUGGGGUUUAUAAUGUAACUCAGGUCUUUAUGCUGAUCAGAUGUGCUGCAUUCAAUACGUCAAACCUCCAUCAGUCCAAUAUUUCAUGCUAACAGGCACAUUUUUAAAGGGGUUGCUUUAAUGUUUUGACUCAUCAGUGUAAAUAAACAACAAGUAAUGAUAUUAUUACGGGACUGUUUAUUGUUAUAGAUCUUGUUUUUCUUUACUGCGUUUGAGUUUUUGGAAUCGAGAAAUGUACCGAAUAGAAUCGACUCUUUGAAUCAAACCCAUUGAGUUCAUAUCAAAUUAAUAAAAACUGACUCGGAGUCGACUCCUAAUUUUUGGAAUCGUGCAACCUUUCAUUCAAAGUAGCUCACUAAAUCACAAGCGGCUCGUUAAUGAUUUAACUAAUUUGUCGCAUAUUAAAGUGGUUCAACUUGUAUUUAUUGAAAUAACUGUUAAUUGUGUUUAUAUUAAGCGUUUAAAAGAUCAAACCAAGUACU
This is a messenger RNA of Trichomycterus rosablanca, 1868 nucleotides long. RefSeq names its product acyl-CoA binding domain containing 5b (gene acbd5b). Lineage: Eukaryota; Metazoa; Chordata; Actinopteri; Siluriformes; Trichomycteridae. The transcript has 12 exons. Gene Ontology annotation, molecular function: fatty-acyl-CoA binding. Bases 72 to 1232 code for a protein of 386 amino acids. Gene Ontology annotation, biological process: fatty acid metabolic process. The record is from RefSeq and is a predicted model, not a curated record. Gene Ontology annotation, cellular component: cytoplasm; peroxisome.